This is a messenger RNA of Siniperca chuatsi (mandarin fish), 2444 nucleotides long. RefSeq names its product secretory carrier membrane protein 4 (gene scamp4). Gene Ontology annotation, cellular component: recycling endosome membrane; trans-Golgi network membrane. The transcript is spliced from 6 exons. The record is from RefSeq and is a predicted model, not a curated record. Gene Ontology annotation, biological process: protein transport. Lineage: Eukaryota; Metazoa; Chordata; Actinopteri; Centrarchiformes; Sinipercidae. The coding region runs from base 127 to 882 and encodes 251 amino acids.
AUGAAUCCUGGGACUUGUAGUUCUUAAGGCCGCAGAGCGCGUUGAAUAUAAACAGUUCGAAACUACAAGUGCUAAGAUGCUGCGCAACCGCAGUAUGUUCGAUGGGGUCGAAAAAGCGCAUCCCGUAUGAUACGUCCUGGAUCGCUGCAGUUGUCGAGGGAAACGCGAGAAGAUAAACGUUAUCCAGAUCGGGUGAAUAACUUUCCUCCCCUGCCCCAGUUUAUGAAAAUAAAGCCCUGCUUUUACCACAACAUUGAAGAAGAAAUUCCUGCACCCUACCAGCAGUUGGUGCGCAGAGUCUACACGCUAUGGAUGAUGUAUUCAGGAACACUAUGCAUGAAUGUGAUCUCAUGUAUUGCUUGGUGGGCUGGGGGUGGAGAUGCCACCCACUUUGGCUUUUCCCUACUCUGGCUCGUCCUUUUCAGCCCUUGCAGUUACACCUGCUGGUUCAGACCACUCUACAAAGCCUUCAGGGCCGAUAGCUCGUUCAACUUCAUGGCCUUCUUCUUCAUCUUCUUCCUUCAGUGUGUCUUCGCCGUCAUCCAGGCUAUCGGCAUCCCUGGCUGGGGAACAUGCGGCUGGGUGGCGACAGUGAUUUUUUUCAGCGUAAAUGUGGGCUCGGCUAUAGUGAUGCUUAUCACAACUCUGCUCUUCACUCUGGUGGCUGCUUUAAUGGCACUGGUUCUCAUUAAGGUGCACAGACUGUACCGUGGAGGCGGCGGUAGUUUGGAGCGCGCUCAGGAAGAGUGGAGCACCGGGAUGUGGAAGAGUGCACCAGUGAGGGAAGCAGGGUUCAACGCUGUUGCUCAGACGGCCCAAGGCCCGAGCUUGCCCCAGUACCCUGCAGCAGUGCCAAGCUAUCCCGACAACAGUCACUGGUGAUAGCUGAGAGUCACCUCUAGAUGGAGAUAGCUGGCCAUUUAUGUGGUGCACAAGGAGCACCUCAAAGCACCAAAUAAUUAUACCCUUACAUUACAAAAUGCAUAGAUGUUUUUUUUUUUUUUUUGAAUGACAGGAUUGCUAUAAAACGUUUUAUCAAUGAAUUUUGUCACCAAAGCUCAUUAAAACCCUACUCUUGUAAUAGAGGGUAUACCAUUCCAUUUCAACUUUGUUUACAUAUAGUUUAUUAAAAUGACUGAGGAAGAAAUACAAUUUUAUGCUCAGAAGAAAUUUGCUUAGGAAAAUGUACAGUCUUGCAAAUAUGCAAUUGGAAAGUGAAGAAGAGUGUGAACUGUUUGAGGAUAGCAGGACGUGUGCCUUAUGGACCUUUAUGAUAGCAUUACUUUAUGUAUAUGCCAGAUCUGCAUGCUAGAAAUUGUAGUAUGCUGAAGAAAAGGUUUUUUUUUUUUUUUUUUUUUUUUUGGUCUUUUACAACAAGAGAACGUCUGCAAACUGCAUGAUUUUUAUCUGGUGGAAUUCUUCUCUGUAUAAUACGUGUGUUCAGGCAGGAGUUCAGUUUAUUUUUGAUACGUUUUUAUCUCCUUGCUUGCCUGCUUUGGCUGUGAGUUCUUGAAAUGCGCCUUAAUUUUGCCUAUAGAUUUUGCAUGUGAAAAAUAUCUUGCUUGAUUUUUGCCUUAACAAGUGCUGCUUUUUUGUUCAACUGGACUUGUGCUUCAGUGAAGCAACGUGUGGAAACGUUUCAAAAGUUGUUGGUGCGUAAUCCUGAGCACCGAUGUGCCAAAACCCUUGCCUCGUUCCAUUAUUUUGAUACUGAAAAAAGUCACACCCAAAGUAGAUGUUGUUUUGUACUGUGUCUCAGUAUUUCUCAGUUUCUGUAGUUCCAAAGCUACACUGUUUACUUUUAGUGGUCAGCGCCCUGCCGUGAAAGCACCUUAUCAGCUGUUGUCAAUGUUCCAGUCACUUUCUCUUUCCCUGGAUAGACUGAAUUUUUGUGUUUAGUGACUGUAGUGUGCUUGCAUGCAGCAUAUCAUGGGUGUGGGACUGAACAGGAUUCUCUUUAUUUCAGAUGAACUGACCACAUCUGACCAAUACAAACUGACACAAACAACUGACUGAAAAAAUGACUGCAAAUAGGUCAGCAGUCAAAUGAAAUUUUGCGUGUAAAUGAUGUCACAGUCUGUUCAAAUGCAGUCUGAUAUUCUAAGUAUGAACUAAUUUACUGUGAUUCCAACAAACCUCUGUAAAGAAUCUGAUCAAACCCAAUGAAUUCGGAUUUUUAUGCAGGCCAUAUAACAGUUCAACUGAUUUUAUUUUGGCUCAGUGAUCCAGUCAGAGCCUAUUUUAAGUGAAGUACUGACUGGAAAUAAAAGGUGACUGCCUCAGUUUGACUGUUUACUUUUCUUUUGUUACAAAAGUGUCCUUCAUGGCCAACUGCCAAGAUCAGUAUUUUGAUUUUUCUCUGUUAUUUGAUAAGUGACAAAAUAUGAUAUAUCUUAAAGUAACCUUUAAAUAUUGUAACAUUUCAAUAAAUAUUCUUAUUCCCA